Messenger RNA from Eurytemora carolleeae, 776 nucleotides. Its product is annotated as high mobility group protein DSP1. Gene Ontology annotation, molecular function: DNA binding, bending. The record is from RefSeq and is a predicted model, not a curated record. The transcript has 6 exons. The coding region runs from base 36 to 551 and encodes 171 amino acids. Gene Ontology annotation, biological process: regulation of transcription by RNA polymerase II. NCBI's taxonomy places the organism in Eukaryota, Metazoa, Arthropoda, Copepoda, Calanoida, Temoridae.
AAUAAUUUACUUUAUUUUCAGAACUAAAUUCUGAAAUGAUAAAUGGGUAUAAUGUGUUUCAGCAGCUUUGCAAAGAAGAGUUUAAGAAAAGAUAUCCAGAUGAACAGGUGCCUGGAGAGCUGACCCGGAAGUGUACGGAUAGAUGGAAGACGAUGUCGGAGCGGGAGAAGCGUUGGUUCAACCACGUGGCGGAUACAGAGAAGAAAAAAGCAAUCAUUAACAGUAGUCCGGUCGCGGAAAACAAAAGCCGAGCACGGAAACAGAAGAGACCCAAAGAUCCGAAUGCUCCAAAACGCGCGCUCUCAGGAUUUUUCUGGUUUUCUAACGAGGAGAGAGGCAAGGUUAAGGCCGCUAACCCAGAUUUUGGAGUAGGAGAAGUUGCGAAGGAGUUGGGUAAGAGGUGGGGAGAAUGUGAUGAAGCCUUCAAACAGAAAUAUGAAGAAAUGGCGGAGAGAGAUCGGGCGAGAUAUGACAAGGAGAAGCUAGCAUAUCAACUUAAGCAGAGGGAGGAUCUUAUUGGAACAGAGGACUUCGACGAGGAUAUGGAGUAGAUGAUGGAGGGAGUAAAGGAGAUGAUGGGCUGGAUGGAGGCGGAAUUUUUACACGAGAAUUCAUCUGAAAAUAGUUAUUGUUCGAAAGUACUCUUUUAAAAGUACUAGUCUCAAGUUUUUUUUUAUCGACUUAAAACUUUUUCGAUUAUUGUGUUUUGCAAUAUUUACAAUAUAUUUAUGGUUUCUAUAAUUAUGUGUUUACUUUUAAUGAUAAAAAAUUUCAGA